AUGCCCAGACAGAAGAUGGAGAAGAUUUACAGGCCAAACUGCAAGAACUGAAUCGAUUGAUUGAUAACGAUCAAGGGGUGCUGGGCGGCCAUCAGCGUGUGCCUUUUACACAUUGUGAGUGUUACAAUGUUCAAUUCAAUUCCAUUGUUCUGGUUGUUGUUUAUGUUUAUUGAUGACGAUUACUUUAUAUUGGUUUAA
Haemonchus placei is the source of this 198-nucleotide messenger RNA. The record is from the annotation of a GenBank genome assembly. NCBI's taxonomy places the organism in Eukaryota, Metazoa, Nematoda, Chromadorea, Rhabditida, Trichostrongylidae.